Messenger RNA from Nerophis ophidion (straightnose pipefish), 4483 nucleotides. It is a transcript of the gene tox4b, whose product is annotated as TOX high mobility group box family member 4 b. The record is from RefSeq and is a predicted model, not a curated record. Gene Ontology annotation, molecular function: chromatin DNA binding. The transcript has 9 exons. Gene Ontology annotation, cellular component: nucleus. Bases 280 to 2235 code for a protein of 651 amino acids. Gene Ontology annotation, biological process: regulation of transcription by RNA polymerase II. Lineage: Eukaryota; Metazoa; Chordata; Actinopteri; Syngnathiformes; Syngnathidae.
GCAGCAACAGCACCGCAACCUUGCGUCAAAUUCGGCUAAAGCUAAACCGCCAUAAGAGAGCCACGUUCAUUGGUAGCUUGCCAGCCCUGUGGACUGGUUUAUUCUUGGGGCGUCCACAUGUUCGAUUACGCGAUCCUCCACAGUGCUGCUCGAUGUUGGAGGAAUCAGCUUGACUCUCAUGUAUACGUCUUUCAAUCCUGCAUCCACAAUUAGUACGCAGAGGUUAGCGGGGACAUUGUGAUUGUUAAUUUCCCUGGGAGUUGUCUACCUCAAAAAAGGAUGGACCUGAAUUUUUAUUCGGAUUUAUCUGGCGGAACCGGGCAGCACGAUGGUGAUCCAGAGUUCUUGGACCCGCAGACCUACAACGGAUUUGACUCUGACAACAAGUUCCCGGGAGGCAGUGACAACUACCUGACUAUUUCAGGGUCAGGCCACCCCUUCCUCGCUCCAUCAGAAACGUUCCACACUCCCAGUCUGGGCGAUGAGGAGUUUGAAAUCCCGCCCAUCUCCCUGGACCCUGAUUCGGCACUUACCGUCUCCGAUGUGGUGUCUCACUUCGGGGAGCUGUCAGACACCAGCACUUCCGACAGUGUGGUGGUGCCCAGGAACGCUGUGGUGGAAGGUGACGACCCGUCCUUCGCAUCAACUUUCGUCCACCCACCCUCGCAGGGGCUGGAGCACCUCAGUCUUGGGGUCAUCAACCAAUCUGGAGGCGCUCUACUGGGGUCGUCGCUGGGCAUGGAUCUGGGCCAUCCCAUCGGGUCCCAGUUCAGCAGCUCGUCGCCGGUCACGAUCGAUGUUCCGCUUGGAGACAUGAGUCAAAGCCUGCUGGGCUCCAACCAGCUAACCACCAUCGACCAGUCGGAGCUCAGCGCUCAACUUGGGCUUGGCUUGGGUGCAGGGAAUAUUCUUCAGCGCCCUGAGUCGCCGGAGAAUCGUCUGUCGGCUACGGCGUCACCCACCAGCUCGCUGCAGGAUGAUGACAUGGACGACUUCAGAAGGAGCAUCCUGGUGGAGUCCCCCAUCACUCCGGCCUACUCUGCCGGGGUCAUGUCCCUUGACCCCACUCUGGCCGAUGCACCAUUGUCUGCCCCGUCUGCUGGCAUCUCUACAGCCAUCGGCCGGAAAGGAGGCGGUGCUGGAAAGAGGGGAAGGAAAAAGAAGGAGGAAAAGAAAGACCCCAAUGAGCCGCAGAAGCCCGUGUCGGCAUACGCUCUUUUCUUCAGUGACACUCAGGCGGCCAUCAAGGGACAAAACCCCAACGCCACGUUUGGGGAAGUGUCCAAGAUAGUGGCAUCCAUGUGGGACAGCCUCGGGGAGGAGCAGAAGCAAGUUUACAAGAGGAAAAAUGAACUUGCCAAGAAGGAUUACUUGAAAGCACUUGCGGCAUACAGAGCCGGUCUAAAUUCUCAGGCUCCCAUUGAAGUAUUGGACUCAAAACCUUCGCCACCCCGUCGAGCCGCUCCAGCAACUGCUGUUGCCGCCCGUCCCACAAGGGCCCAGCACUACAACCCCGAGGAGAACACUAUCACCAACAUCUGCACCUCCAACAUCAUCCUAGACCUGCCUCAGGUCACUACGCGGUCCCGCACAGGCGCGAUCAAACCACAACCUCCACCUGCCGCCGUAGCUACCCCCAGCCCUCCCACUGUCACCAAGAUCAUCAUCAAGCAGUUGCAGCUGCCCUCCGGUGCCGUCUCUGUCACGGCGAUGCCUGCCUCGUCGCCGCGCCAACCGCCACCACUGCAGCAGAUGCAGAACACCCCCCCACCGCCGCGGCUGCAGCAGAUGCUGCACGCCCAGGCUCCGCCCCCACUACAGGCUAAACCUCGAGGAGGGGGCGCUGCCGCCGCCAUGGCUCCUCCUCCCCUGCAGAUCAAAGUAGUCCCGGCGGCUCGCCAAUUAGAUUCUUGCGAGCCGAUAAUUGUGACGUCGGUGACCAAAACGUCAGAUGUGGCGAUGGAGGUGGGAGAUUUAGCUGCCAUGGGGACAAAAGUAGAAGUGGUGGAAGCGGAGGAGGGGAUGCAGGUGGAGGUGAACGUUGCGCCCAGACCUUCCGUCACGACAGCCGCCCAUCCAAAUAUUUGUGUACGCGCCGGCUGCACCAACCCGGCAGUGGAGAGCAAAGACUGGGACAAAGAGUACUGCAGCAACGAGUGUGUUGCCACACACUGCAGGGACGUUUUCACAGCCUGGUGUGCCAUCCGAGGCCGUAACUUCACCACUGUCACAUAGUGUGACCCAGGAACGGCGUGAGUGAGUGAGUGAGUGAGUGAGUGAGUGAGUGAGUGAGUGAGUGAGUGAGUGAGUGAGUGAGUGAGUGAGUGAGUGAGUGAGUGAGUGAGUGAGUGAGUGAGUGAGUGAGUGAGUGAGUGAGUGAGUGAGUGAGUGAGUAAGUGAGUGAGUAAGUAAGUAAGUGAGUGAGUGAGUGAGUGAGUGAGUGGCCAGAUGAGGCUCAGGAAUCGGUACAUGUGAGUUUUAUCUCAGUAGAUGGGGAGGAACUCGACACUGCUGCUUUACUCUCUCUCUAGCAGGAAGGAGGGAUAUACAUCCAACAAAUGUUUAAAAAAGAAAAAAAGACAUUUUAUAAAGACAAUGUUUUUUAAUGAACUUGAAGAAACAUCCAGGAGGAAAAGGUGUUCCAGGGGUUUUUUUUACAGCUCAUUUCAAGGAUUUUGCUGUAUUACAGUGGGUGUGGUGUGCUCUUGUGAAAAGAUGUUUUGCAGUAAACAACAGCUCCUUGGCGUGAAACAUGAAGCAUCACCCCGGGUUUUCACAAGAUGCAUAACGGCUGCUGAACGGCUCCAGAUAUUUUCCGUUUGUCUUCUAACCAAUGUGUCAGUUGUCACCGCUGGUGGGCGCUCUGUGUACAGGUCGGAUAUUCCGAAGCCCAACGCUAGAUAUAUGCAGCGCUUCUAAUUUUGCUGGUCGCCGCAGCGCGGCUGAUCAAUUUAGCAAAAACGGAACAAAAACUCAUUUACAAAACAAAAUAAAUGACCCGGUUUACUUUCAAAAUAAAAGUACUAAGUGUUCAAGGCAGUUGGUAUCUUACACCUUGAAACAACCUAAUGGGCGGGGUUGGACUUGAAGUCAACUUGUGAAAGGUUUUUUAGACGUUAUUUCAACCUGUUGACACAAUGGAUGAGGAAGGACAUGUUGAUUCUGGAGGACCAAAAUCAAACAAUCAUUACAGGUGUUGCCUGUACAGCUAUUUAGGGGUCUGUGUCAACUCUGACCUGCCAUGAGGCGGGAGAAGCAUGGGAGGGGUUAGUGAAAGGAGGACCAAAAUCAAAGAAUCAUUACAGGUGUUGCCUGUGCAGCUAUUUAGGGGCCUGUGUCAACUCUGACCUGCCAUGAGGCGUGGUUAGUGAAAGUUUGAAGUGUGUGUAAUAACUCGCCAGAGAUAGUGCUGCUGCUGUUGUUGCUUGCUACAAAUACAAAAAUAAUGUAGUCGUUUUGCAAAGCAAAACUAUUGUCUUUUCCACAAGUGCCGUCUCGCACGGCAAAGCUGGAAAUAUUCUGCGGUGUUGCAGUUCAGCAGCCAUUACCUAUCUUGUGGAAAUCCGGGGUGACUUGAAUAUUUUUGUGUGUCAUCUGCAUGGACACAUUUUUUCUUAAUUCAAGACAAAAUGCAAAUUUGUCUCACUUUGGAAAACAAAAAUAGCUUCAUUUAUUGUGUAAAUCAGUGGACCCUAACCACCAGUCCGGGGGCCGGUAUAAAUUAAAUAAUUUAAAAAUGACCGUCUUUCCCAUUUACCAACCAAUAAGCUUGUUGAUAGAUGCUUAAUAAAACUUCUGAUAGGAAGUUGCCAUUUGUUAUAUCUUUGUUACAUGAAACAAUGCACAUUAAUAAACAUAUGAAAUGUAAAUGUGCCAGAUUGUAGCCAAAAGCUAAUAUCUAUCUGCAGUCCCCAGCAGGUUGAUGGUAUGCACUGUGUGGCAUCAACCGCCCAGGGUCCAUUUCAUUGGAAAGAAACAAGCCCAGGGCUCCUACUAAUUCAGCAUUAUGGUGAUUUGUGUUAGCUGAAUUUAUCUGCCAAACGUGGAAAAAAUGCCGACAUUAAACUGGACACUGGUGCAAAAAACGUUGGAGACCUGUGGUUUAAACACGUGUGUAGGUUUUGUUUCUCAAGGGGGGUGCUUCAAGGACAAAGCAACACUCUGAAAAUUGGUGCUAAGAUUCAGGAAAGACAAAAAACUGGUUCACUUUCCACUGGCUGUGAGAGUGUUCCCACUUGGAUUAUUUUUGUACAACUGAUGCAUAUUCAGUGUCACGUGGACCACCUGAGAUGUACAACAAUCCAAAAACUACAUCAGACCUGUUGACACUACUGGAACAAAGUACCGUACUUGUCCUUUUUAAAAUGAAAAUGAUACAUUAAUAAUGGGACACUUUGUGCUGAUGGACAUGGGCAGGAAGGAUGGACUGCUUCACUAAAACCUGCAAGUGUUUACAAUCGUGAAAUAAAAUGUUUUAAUACAG